AUGACACAAAUCGGCUGGUAUGGCCUCGGGUCCAUGGGCCUCGCCAUGGCCAACAACCUGCAGCGACACCUCGCCGCCAAAAAGGCCCUGAGCCUACUCUACACCAACCGCACUAUGUCUCGCGGCAGUCCCCUCCAGACUCUAGGUGGUAUCCCAGAGCCUAGCUUUGACAAGCUAGUCUCCCGCUGUGGAAUCAUCUUCACCAUGGUCUCCAACGACACAGUCCUCCAAAGUCUGAUCUCAUCAGCUGUUGACUCGGGCCAUUCUCUCAAGGACAAGAUCUUUGUAGACUGCUCGACCGUUCACCCCGAGACUGUUAGCUCGGCGGUGGCUCAGCUCAAGGCCAAGGAAGCCUCGUAUGUCGCGGCACCCGUGUUUGGGGGUAAUCCUAUUGCCGUUGAUGGGAAGUUGGUGUUUGCUAUUGGUGGUCCCAGGGGUGCGACUGAGGUUGUUAAGCCACUUAUUCAGGAUGUUAUGGGUCGGAAGGUUAUUGAGUGUGGUGAAGAUGCUACAAAGUCUUCAUUGUUGAAGAUUGCUGGAAACAUCGUUACUGUGAACAUGAUGGAAGCCGUCGGUGAAGCCCAGGUUUUCGCUGAAAAGACCGGCCUUGGAACCGGCCCCAUGGAAGAGUUGAUCGGUGAGGCCUUCGGUCCUGUAGCCGGUGGAUAUUCUAAGAGAUUGACUACUGGCGCCUAUGCGCCACCCUUGGACGCUCGCCCCGGAUUUGGCGUCUCGCUUGCUAUCAAGGAUGCCAGGCACGCUAUGUCGAUGGCCGAGAAGCAGGGAGUCAAACUUCCUGCUCUUGAGCUGGCUCGCAAGAAUAUGGAGGCGGCUCGUGAGUAUGCUGGUGAGUGUCUCGACAGCAGCUCCAUGUAUGGAACCUUGCGGCAGCAGGCUGGCCUUCCAUUUUGGAAUGAGAAGAGUCGGCAAGAGUAG
This is a messenger RNA of Penicillium cataractarum, 936 nucleotides long. RefSeq names its product NAD(P)-dependent oxidoreductase. Lineage: Eukaryota; Fungi; Ascomycota; Eurotiomycetes; Eurotiales; Aspergillaceae. The record is from RefSeq and is a predicted model, not a curated record. The transcript has 5 exons. Gene Ontology annotation, molecular function: NAD binding; NADP binding; oxidoreductase activity, acting on the CH-OH group of donors, NAD or NADP as acceptor. The coding region runs from base 1 to 936 and encodes 311 amino acids.